Molecule: messenger RNA, 1128 nt
Organism: Penicillium alfredii
Lineage: Eukaryota; Fungi; Ascomycota; Eurotiomycetes; Eurotiales; Aspergillaceae
Product: mitochondrial 54S ribosomal mL50 protein
Exons: 3
Coding region: 1-1128 (375 amino acids)
Cellular component (GO): mitochondrion
Source: RefSeq, a predicted model, not a curated record
AUGCGACCCUCGGUGCUCCGCGGGGCGCUUUAUGUCUGCUCUGCCUGCAGACAAGAGGCUACCCCCCAAAGAAUUUCCCCGCUCGCCCGUCAAUUCCGCCGCUACGCCUCCGACGCUCCGCCGUCGCUGCUCGAGCGGACCCGGCGCAAGCUUUGGGGCACCGACCAGCCGCCUGGUGCGAAGGACCCAUACACCGGAGAAAGCCAAAUCGCGCAACCGCUACGCUCCGGUGUGCCGGAGGAAUCCAAGCCUGAAGCUGACGGUCUUGCUUCCCCCGACGAGGAGGCGCAACCGGAUGAGCUGGCUUCGGCCGACACUUAUGAACAGGCAACCACCUGGCACGGCUUGGAAACCAUUGGCUACCUCGAGGAGACUGAAUGGCUCCGAGAAGGUUCUAAUGAGAAGGAUGAAUAUGUCCCAUACGCCGCCAAUAUCAAACAUCAAAAUCCCACCGACGCUGCUCACCAGGCCGCCGUGGAGCUCUGUCUGCUGCGCAUGCUGAAAAAGCAACACCUGACCACCAUCUGUGAUAUCUCCCAGCAUCACAGAAAGAUCCGGUCAAUGAUUCGACAAUGCCGAGUGGAUGGUUCUCCAGGCUGCCAAUGGGAAAAUGCCCUUCGCUUCCCGGACCAGCGGACCAUGGACGUGCUGAUAUUCGUCUUCAUGCAAAUCGCCCCCGGAGCUCGGGGUGAGAAAUGGCUCAGGAGGAUGGGCAGAUCGGCUCCAUUCAUCAUGGACAAGAAAUCCCCGAUCACGGAUGGCUUCCGAUCUCUCCCGUUGACCGACUUCAACACGAAAUUUGCCUUCAUGAAGCGGUUCGGCCAGUUGAUGGGCUCUCGUAUUCCGGACUCGAACAUCACAUCCUCCAGUACCAUCGGCCAGUCCAUCAACGCACUUUCUUCGAUCCCGUCCGCGGGCAAGCAGAGAACUGCGCGCAAAGUCCGUGAAAAGUUGGGUAAGAACGCGGCUGUGAAGCUGCCCAACGUCAAGAUCUACCCCAAGCGCCACACGCGUGCGGACAACGACCGUGACUUUGGUCGCCAGAAGGCCAUUGUGGCGGCGCUUUACAACCAAGGCCUGAUGCCCCAGAAGGGGCAGGAGAACUUGCUCCCACCCCGAAUCAGCUAG